This is a messenger RNA of Durio zibethinus, 2021 nucleotides long. RefSeq names its product pheophorbide a oxygenase, chloroplastic-like. NCBI's taxonomy places the organism in Eukaryota, Viridiplantae, Streptophyta, Magnoliopsida, Malvales, Malvaceae. Gene Ontology annotation, cellular component: cytoplasm; chloroplast thylakoid. Gene Ontology annotation, molecular function: 2 iron, 2 sulfur cluster binding; chlorophyllide a oxygenase activity; pheophorbide a oxygenase activity. The record is from RefSeq and is a predicted model, not a curated record.
CUGUAAGUCCCAUUGCAAGAUAGUCCAGAAAGCCGCAAACUAUUACGUGUCAUUGUUCCAUUGGUUCUUGUCAAAGGCUUUUGGGAAGACACAUACUUCAGCCAGAUGCGAGUCCCUGGUCUUAAAACCCGACAUUGCAGACCCGCAAUUUCAAACUUGCACGCAAGUUUCUCCAUUUUUUUUUUUUUCUCGUCUUCGAUUUUUAAAAAAAUAAAGAACCCAUUUUCUUGUUUUUAAUAGACUCAAAAAAUUAAAGAAAUCAGAAUUAUAGUACAAUUUUCAAAUAGAGAAAAGAUCAGCAAAGAUAAAAAAACAUGGCGGUGUUUCUAGCUACUGCUGCUUCUGCUGCCCAUAUAGCAACUUCUUUUAUUGCAUCCUCACAAACAAGCAAAGCCCACCUUUUCAUUUCUCCAAGGAAGAACCUUACUCCAAGAAAAAUCACAAAGCUCACACCUCGCGUGGCAGCUCCACCAUCAUCAUCAGCAGGACCAACUUCGGAUCAAAAACAAGAAGAAGAGUAUAUGGUAGGUGAUGAGUUUGGUGAAGAGAGUUCAGAUUCUAAGUUUUCAUGGAAAGAUCAUUGGUACCCGGUUUCUUUGGUUGAAGAUUUGGACCCAGCCUUACCAACCCCGUUUCAGCUUCUGGGUCGUGACUUAGUGCUUUGGUUUGAUAAAGGAAGGAAUGAAUGGGUUGCUUUGGAUGAUAAAUGUCCGCAUAGGCUUGCUCCUUUAUCUGAAGGGCGGAUAGAUGAAAAUGGGCACUUGCAAUGUUCAUAUCAUGGGUGGUCUUUUGAUGGAUGUGGAUCUUGCACCAGGAUUCCUCAGGCUGCAUCUCAAGGUCCUGAAGCUCGUGCAGUUCAGUCUCCAAGAGCAUGUGCUACUAGGUUUCCCACAAUGGUGUCUCAAGGCUUGCUUUUUGUUUGGCCUGAUGACAAUGGUCAGGAAAGAGCAAGUGCCACCAAGCCCCCCAUGUUGCCUGAUGACUUUGAAAAACCUGAGUUUGCCACUGUGAACAUUCAGCGUGAUCUGUUCUAUGGUUAUGAUACCCUCAUGGAGAAUGUCUCUGAUCCUUCCCACAUUGAUUUUGCACAUCACAAGGUUACAGGGAGGAGAGACAGAGCCAAACCUUUGCCAUUUAAGGUGGAGUCUAGUGGCCCUUGGGGCUUUGGUGGAUCAAAUGAGGGUAAUCCGAAGAUCAGCACUAAGUUUGUUGCACCAUGUUAUUAUAUGAAUAAAAUAGAGAUAGACACAAAGCUUCCUAUUGUUGGUGAGCAGCAAUGGAAGAUAUGGAUAUGUUCAUUCAAUGUACCAAUGGCUCCAGGGAAGACACGAUCAAUUGUUUGUAGUGCUCGAAACUUCUUCCAGUUUACAGUGCCAGGGCCUGCCUGGUGGCAGGUGCUUCCUAGAUGGUAUGAGCAUUGGAUUUCAAACAAGGUCUACGAUGGGGACAUGAUUGUACUUCAAGGUCAAGAAAAGAUAUUUCUUUCAAAGUCAAUGGAGAGUUCAGAGGAUGUAAAUAAGCAGUACACGAAGCUGACAUUUACACCCACACAAGCUGAUCGCUUUGUCUUGGCAUUUCGAAACUGGCUAAGGCGUCACGGCAACAGUCAACCCCAAUGGCUCAGCACCAGCGUCCAGCAACCUCUCCCAUCAACAGUAUUAUCAAAACGCCAGAUGUUAGAUAGAUUCGAGCAACAUACCCUUAAGUGUUCAUCAUGUAAACAAGCUUACACAUCAUUUCAAACAUGGCAAAAGAUCCUAAUCGGCACAACAGUCGCAUUUUGCGCAACAGCCGGCAUUCCUUCUGACAUCCAGCUCCGGGUUGUUUUAGCUAUGCUUGCACUGGUUUCUGCUGGUUUGGCAUAUGCAUUGCAUCAACUACAAAAGAACUUUGUUUUUGUUGAUUACGUGCACGCCGAAAUUGAUUAGAACAAGUUUGACUAGAAAAUUUGAGUGUAAAUGAACAAAAUGCUGACCAACGGAACUUGAAACAGUUUUUGUUUUUAUUUGUUUAAGUUUAUU